AGUCACCAUAUUCAUCACCUACUUGUUCAACAAAAACCACCAUGUUGUUGCAAUUGCAUUCACUCACCAACCAUCAAACUUCACCCUCCCCUUCAUUCCUCCCAUUUCCUUCCAUUUCCAAUUCCAAUGGCUUCCACAUCCACCCAAUUAUCUCUAUCCCCAUCCCUCAAACAACCAAUUCACCUCUCCUCUCUUCAAAAUCCUAACUUUCUUCACCCCCACUCCUUAUUCUCCCACCCCACCAACCAUUUCCCAAAAAUUUCAUCUCUUUCUACACCUCUUAGGUCACCUAUAUGCGCUAAUUCAUCUCAACUCAUGGACCCCUUUUCAGCAAAAACCCAACCCGGAACUCCCACCACUGUCAACGUUGAUUUGGGUGAUCGGAGCUACCCCAUUUAUAUCGGAUCCGGUUUGCUCAAUAAACCCGAGCUUCUCCAGAGGCAUGUCCAUGGAAAGAAGGUCCUUAUUGUCACUAACACUACAGUUGCACCUUUGUAUCUAGACAAGGUUGUUGAGGCUUUAACAAGUGGAAACCCAAAUGUUUCUGUUGAAAGUGUCAUUUUACCUGAUGGUGAGCAGUACAAGGACAUGGAUACUCUUAUGAAAGUGUUUGACAAGGCCAUUGAGUCUCGAUUGGACCGGCGGUGUACUUUUGUUGCUCUUGGAGGUGGUGUGAUUGGUGACAUGUGUGGCUUUGCUGCCGCUGCGUUCCUAAGGGGUGUUAAUUUUAUUCAGAUUCCAACCACUGUUAUGGCACAGGUUGAUUCUUCAGUUGGUGGCAAAACUGGGAUAAAUCAUCCCCUUGGGAAGAAUCUGAUCGGUGCUUUUUACCAACCUCAAUGUGUGCUUAUAGACACGGACACAUUAAAUACAUUACCAGAGAGGGAACUAGCAUCAGGAUUUGCAGAGGUUAUAAAGUAUGGGCUCAUUAGGGAUGCAGAAUUUUUUGAGUGGCAAGAGAAAAAUAUGCAGGCUUUGAUGGCUAGAGAUCCUAAUGCCCUGGCAUAUGCUAUAAAGCGGUCGUGUGAAAACAAGGCAGAGGUUGUGUCCUUGGAUGAGAGAGAAGGUGGAAUCAGAGCAACAUUGAACUUGGGUCAUACAUUUGGCCAUGCAAUAGAAACUAGCGUUGGCUAUGGGAAGUGGCUUCAUGGAGAGGCCGUUGCUGCUGGCACGGUAAUGGCUGUUGACAUGUCAUAUCGCCUAGGAUGGAUUGAUGAUUCUAUUGUGAAGCGAGUCAAUGACAUUUUGAAACAGGCUAAGUUACCUAUUGUGCCUCCCGAAAUUGUGACUGUGGACAUGUUUAAAUCUGUAAUGGCGGUUGAUAAGAAGGUAGCAGAUGGACUGCUGAGACUUAUCCUUCUAAAGGGUUCUCUAGGAAGUUGCGUUUUCACAGGGGAUUAUGACAGGAAGGCUCUAGAUGACACACUUCAUGCGUUCUGUAAAUCUUGAUCUUCCGGCUCGAUGUUUCUUUUGUAGUGAAUGCUUGUAAUUCUUUGUAAUUUAUAGUGAUGAAUGUUUGUAUGUUGUGAUAACCUCACCUGUAAUUUUCCAGUGUACUUGGGAUGCCACCCAUGGUCCCAAUUAUAUAGGCAAGAGAGUAUUACAAAGUUGUAUUGUUAUAAGUUGAGCCAUGAUCAAUAAAUGGUUAAGUCAUUAACCUAAA
Molecule: messenger RNA, 1663 nt
Organism: Lathyrus oleraceus (garden pea)
Lineage: Eukaryota; Viridiplantae; Streptophyta; Magnoliopsida; Fabales; Fabaceae
Product: 3-dehydroquinate synthase, chloroplastic
Exons: 8
Coding region: 127-1449 (440 amino acids)
Biological process (GO): aromatic amino acid biosynthetic process
Cellular component (GO): cytoplasm
Molecular function (GO): 3-dehydroquinate synthase activity
Source: RefSeq, a predicted model, not a curated record